AUUGAAAACAGCUUAUUAGCUAAACCAAACGGGCUCAUAAUCAACAGUGUUAAGAGUGACAUAAGCAUGAAAUUCUCGCACAAAAAUGCCACUUUGCAGACUCCAAUGGUUCAAUAACCGAAACGAGGCACAGUUGUCAAUUAUCUCAAUUGAUGUUUCUUCCCCUUUUUAUUGAUGGAUUUUCUGAAAUUGAUGGUCGCACGCAUUAUUUGUAUCAAUUUUUUUCACAAAUUUUGUAUUUUCCCCUACCUGUUUUAUCUCCACCUUAUGGGAUUUUCACUGCUCUUGCUCGUAAAAAUCUAAAAUAAGUCUGUGCUAUCUCCUCAUUUUGCUUACUGGAGUUGGUGCUAAGUUUGCUUGAUUUUGCUGGUAAAAUGGGGCCAUGCAAAGUUUUCAUUUUGACCAAGUGAUAUUGAGAGUCCGAACGGGAAGUAUACAACUACUCCCUCCGUUUUAAUUUAUUGCCUUACUUUCCUUUUUACUCCGUUCCAAAAAUAAUGUAUCUUUCUUUUUUUGUCAACUUUUUAAUUUCAACUUUUCAUGUGGCAUGUUUAAUUAAAGACCACAAGAUUAAAGAAUAUUUUGAUAUAUUCUACGUAUCUUUAGUUUAAAACCACAAAAUUCAAAAGUCUUUUUACUUUCUUAAACACUCCUCGUUGAGAGCAGUAAGCUACUCACAAUAAUGUUGUUUGAAUAUUUUUAGCACCGUGGUCACGUAGGAAAAUAAAGCCUUUUUUUUGGGAUGAAGUAAAUAAUUUUUAGAGAAUUCCAGGAGAUGCUUGUAGGGAGCUUAUGAAAGUCCCUACCUAAAUGUUGUAGGGAGCUUAUGAAAGUCCAUCAAAGCAUUUACAUUAUCCAAACUACACCAAACAACAAGAUUCAAAAUGUGAUUAGCUUCAGUAACUCCAUUAGAACACGGAACACCUCCUGUUCCAUUCCCUCCAUAAGGGCCAACACAAUGCGUUAUGGGAUGUAACAAACCUUUCGCAGUGGCUUUCGUUCAACUACAAUAUGUAUCUCUAAUGGGAUUUCAGCAAUACCACUGGAUCCCACGUAGAUUUACAAACAUAUUCUAUAUGUCAGUAGUCACUUCACAGUGUAGGAAAAGGAGAUUCUGUCGAUAUGAUCCCAGGGGUAUUGAACUGUGCAUAACUUUGGCCACAAGAUGCUCUAAGCAGCUGUUUGCUGUUUACAGAAACAAAGAGGAUCCUUUUUUCUCAGCUCCUUAACAUAGUGCGUGGGGUUGUUUCCUUGCCCGAUUUAACAACUAUUACUACUAUCACGCCUCAACCCGAACUAUUUGGAGUCGAUUAUAUAAAUCCUUAUUGACUAUGUCGCCGACUUAAGCUCGUCUCAAGUCUCAACCAAUAUAAUGCAAAACUAUCAAGAAUUUAAGAUUAAAUGUCUUUCUACCUUUUUUUUAAACAAAAAAAAAAAAAAAAAAAGAUUCAAAGUUUUUCUUCUAGCGUCCUUUUUGUGUGUGUGGAUGCUAUGGUGGUGUCGAGGGCAGCAUCCUUUCAGCUUUAAAAUGAAAGAUGUCUUGAAAUAUGGCAGCUGCCUCUGUUGCAUGUUCUGUUGAGGAGUACACUUGCUAGCAUAAUCAUUUGCAUCUUAUUUAGAUCAUUAAGGUAUGUACCUUGAAAAUAUCUAUGUGGUUCUUGAUGGUUGAAUUCUGAUAAGAAUGUUUAGUGUUGUAAUGUAUGCCUGCAUUCAUGUAUUGUUUCUCUAACUGUAGCCAAGUCCAUGCUUUUUAUCUGCGUGAGGAAGAGGCAUGCAUCAAUGGUUGAUUUUCUGGUGUGGAUGCUUUAUUAUUGCAGUGAAUGGCUGCCUUUUGUGUAUAGUUGGUCUUUAGCCUAGUAUAAGUCUUAUCUUCCCGCAUGUCUCUUUUUGUGCUAUAUAAGAAUGGUUAAUGUAUUACUCUUGCGAUGAAUCAUUUGGUGAUUAAAAUCUCGUGAAAACUGGAUUCUAGCGUUCUCAUGCUUGCAAAGGGCACUGCUAUUCACAUGUCUUUUCUUGUUCCUUUAUUUGCUUUACAAGCUCCUAUGGCACUUGUUUCAUGGAUCCAGUGUGAAUAUGGCAUUUGGUCAGCAUUUUUGGCACUUAUUAUUCGUCUUUUCUUCUCCUUUCCUGGUGAACUGGAAUUGUCAUUUAUAGCAUCGUUGAUGGUAAUUGUGGCUCCUUAUCAAGUUGCAAACCUAAGUUGUGAUAACUUAUUGUUGAGUUGAGAAAGGCUUGUAAUGCUUGACAUCAGUGGCAAGACCCUUGAUAGAUCCAGCAGCUGCAACAAGUGAUACGAUCAGGCAAGUCCAGCUUAGUAUUUUCAGCCAUACCCAUGUGA
Messenger RNA from Lycium ferocissimum, 2338 nucleotides. Its product is annotated as cold-regulated 413 inner membrane protein 2, chloroplastic-like. Gene Ontology annotation, cellular component: membrane. The transcript is spliced from 4 exons. NCBI's taxonomy places the organism in Eukaryota, Viridiplantae, Streptophyta, Magnoliopsida, Solanales, Solanaceae. The record is from RefSeq and is a predicted model, not a curated record. The coding region runs from base 1977 to 2225 and encodes 82 amino acids.